AUGUUUUUGGCGAACAACAACGACCUCUCCGACUCCUCGUCACAAGGUGAGGCUGAGCCCGUUAAGAAGCCCGUGGAGAAGCAGAGGAAGAAGAGCACUCCCAAGGAGAAGGCCCAACCCAAGAAGACGAAUCCGCCCAAGGAGAAGAAGAAUCCGCCAAAGGAGAAUCCGUCCGAGCAGGAGAAGAAGAAUCCGCCGAAGGAGAAUCCGUCCGAGCAGAACGAGAAGAAUCCGCCGAAGGAGAAGAAUCCGUCCGAGCAGAGCGAGAAGAAUCCGCCCAAGGAGAAGAAGAAUCCAUCCAAGGGGAUGAAGCGACCUGCAGCCGAGAACGAGCACCAGGACCAGCACGAGGGCGAGAACCGCGGCUACAAGCUCCGACCCUACCGCAAGACGCAGGCGAUGGCGAUAUCGCGAACAAGUGGUGGGCAGGUGCUGCAAGUCAAAGCCAAGGGUGCCUCUUUCGAGCAGAAUACUGAGGUCGCCGAGGUCUUGAUCAAGUUCCUGCGAGAUGGCACUCCCCUGGAAGAGGUCAUGUCAAUGAAGGCCAACAUGUGCAGCGAGCUCGAAAGCAAGAUCGCCGGCAAGUAG
This is a messenger RNA of Symbiodinium sp. CCMP2456, 588 nucleotides long. Lineage: Eukaryota; Dinophyceae; Suessiales; Symbiodiniaceae. The record is from the annotation of a GenBank genome assembly.